UCACAUCAUUAGUCGGUCGUCGUCAUCGGUAGAGAGGGAGAGGGACUUGGUUUUAGCAAUUUGACAAUUUGUAAAAAAAAACCGUUUCCAUGUUGGCUAAUUGUGUCGUUGAUUAUCAGGUUGUGCAACAGUGAACAAACCAACGAUGAAGAUAUCCGACCUGAAUGUAAUGCGCAUGGCUGUGCUGCAGCAUCUUCGUAUUGUUUAUGGAAUCAAGCUGAAGUCUACACUGAACUUCAAAGACGAUUCAAACACAGGGCGACCAUCAUGCCCUGGGGAGAGCUCGAUAAAAGUUUUUGGUGUCCCACUGGAAAAUGUGUAUGCAUGUGCUGUAACUGAGUAUGGACUGGUGCCAAGAUUUUUGGUGGACGCUUGCCAACACCUUUCAAAGUAUGCUGACACUGAGGGCUUGUUCAGGAAAUCUAGCUCUGUCAUACGUCUGAAAUCCCUCAAGGCCAAGCUGGAUAAGGGUGAAGAGUGCCUCUCCACAGCCUCCCCUUGUGAUGUGGCUAGCCUGGUGAAGCAGUUUUUCCGUGAGCUGCCAAGCCCCAUCUUUCCAGCAGAGUUGCACCAGGCUCUGCUCCAAGCACAGCAGCUUCCCACAGAGAACGAGAGGGCCUCGGCCACCCAGCUGCUGUCCUGUCUCCUGCCUGAGACAAAUGCGGUGACUCUCCGGUUCCUCUCCUGCUUUCUCAACAGGCUCUCGCAAAGAGCUACUGAGAAUAAAAUGACUGCUUAUAACUUGUCAGUGAUCUUUGCUCCAAACCUUUUCCCCUUCAACACUGGUUUGAAGGCUGUUGCGGGCCAUGAUAAGCUUGAAGUUGCCGUCAUGUACACUUUCAUCGAAAAUGCCCACAACAUUGGUGUUCUCCCUGAGGUUGUUGUGGACACGGUCCCUUCCCUACUGGAUACAGGUACGUUAGAGGAGAUGGAUAUGGAUCGGAGGAGGAACAGGAGAGGAAGACUAUCUGAUGCAGGUUCAGCUUUGCUUGCAUCAGUGCAGAGGACUCCUAGUUCCAAUGCAAGGCAUUCCUUUCAGCCUUCGAAAGAAGGGUACCAGACCAGAAAGAGGAGACCAAGAGAGAGAAGGAGUUUCUGCUUGGGAAUGCUUCCACGAGUUCUUUUCAAAUCAGGGACAACUGAAUCAUCACCUCUGUUAGCUGGAAAUGAAAGACCUAGUGGUUCUUCAAAAACAAACCGAUGUGCAUCAGUGUACCAAAAAGUCAGAAGGGCCGUCAAAGGAAACAUCAGCUGUUUGUCAUCAAGCAAAGAAGAGGAACAUUACACACCAAUCUCAUCAGCUGUGCCGUCACUAAACCUGCAUACUGAUACACCUGUGGGAAUAACUUCAGGAAACACCCAGAAGCCCGAUGCUGCUCCCAGGAAGAGCUCCUCUUUCUCAAGCAUACUGAAGACGCUUUGCUGUCUUUCUGACCCAGGUCACUCUGAUGAGCCUGAACUUUGCUCCUCUAGAGCCUGUGACCUCACUCAAGAUGGCUGUCGUGUGGUUAUGGAUUCUCAAAACAAUAACACACCGCAAGUCAAUCCUAAUGCCGGAGAUGAAGACCAAACACGUUCAGCACCCACCGUGCCACCAUGUGCCACUCCACUCGGGUCUAAUUCUCAAGCGGACACAGCAGCAUCGCCGUUUAAGACCCCCACUUCCCCAGCUCUCAUAUUUGGGUUUAACUGUCGAGCGAGAGAAUUGAGAGAGUUAAAAUAUGAAGAAACACUAAAAGAAACAACUCCGGAAGGUGGUCAUAAAGAUUUGGUGGUACUUGAACAAAGCAAUGACGCCCCAGAGGAGGAUGACCAGCUUGGUGGUGCUCAAGUGAACACCGCAUGUGGAUCACUGCCUAGCCAGGACCCAGCGAGAGUGUGUCUACUGGAGCCAGGUGCUGGUGCUGCUCAGCCUUUGUUGUGUACACCGACAGACCCAAAGCCUCACCUUGGCAGGGUGGCAGCCCACGUUAAAAUCUUCAGCAGUCUUCACAUGAGGACGCCAAAAGGCCUCCGAUCCCCUAUUAAUUUUCAGAGGACCCCCGUUUACCAGUAUGUGAAGAGGAUUAACUCGUUCAUAGAGAGGAGUUGUAUGGACGGGGGUAGUUACAGAGGGUCUUGGAAGCCCAAAUCGUCCGUAAUGGGCUCGACAAUCAGGAGGACACUUGCCGUUUUCCUGAGCCUGGUGAUGGGUUUGUUAGCCGUCGUUUCAGGCCACAGCCCCCGCACGGCGGACCAAGUGUCAGAUGGUGACAUCCAGCGCCUGCUUCAUGGUGUGAUGGAACAGCUGGGUAUCGCGCGCCCCAGGGUAGAGUACCCAGCGCAUCAGGCCACCAAUAUUGUAGGCCCUCAAAGUAUCCAAGGUGGAGCCCAUGAGGGCCUUCAACACCUCGGACCAUACGGCAACAUCCCCAAUAUUGUAGCAGAAUUAACAGGCGACAACGUUCCCAAAGACUUCAGUGAAGACCAUGGGUACCCCGACCCUCCCAACCCCUGCCCGCUAGGAAAGACAGCGGCAGAUGGGUGUUUGGAGAAAGCCCCAGACACUGCAGAGUUCAGUCGUGAGUUCCAGAAGCAUCAGCACCUCUACGACCCAGAGCAUGACUACCCAGCCCUGGCCAAGUGGAACAAGGAGCUGUUGUAUGGAAAACUGAAGGGUGGACCAAAGAGAAGAAAAAGGAGCGUCAACCCGUACCUAAUGGGCCAGCGGCUGGACAAUGUGGUCGCCAAGAAAUCAGCGCCACAUUUCUCUGAGGAAGAAGACACAGUCACCAGCAAGCCUCAAGCCUCAAUCCUGAUCCACACAUAGUCACAUCUACAUUACAACGUUAAAACGGUGUAUAUCAAGCCAGAAGUGUAUUUCAAUAAUUCUCCACUGAAUCAGAAAACUUUUAGAUGGGCUGAAGAUCCCUCAUGCAACACUUAUGCUGUCACAUUGGGCUAGGCUACUGUUGUAUAUUAAAAUGAUAUCUAUUAAAAUCUAUGUUCUUAUGCACACCUAUGGUCCUCUCGACUGUUUUUUU
Alosa sapidissima (American shad) is the source of this 3023-nucleotide messenger RNA. RefSeq lists its product as uncharacterized. Bases 146 to 2809 code for a protein of 887 amino acids. Lineage: Eukaryota; Metazoa; Chordata; Actinopteri; Clupeiformes; Clupeidae. The record is from RefSeq and is a predicted model, not a curated record. Gene Ontology annotation, cellular component: secretory granule. The transcript is spliced from 14 exons. Gene Ontology annotation, biological process: neuropeptide signaling pathway.